CAACGCCCUUCUCCUUAUGUUCGCCCGAAAGGGUGUCAUAAACCAGGAAGAGGGAGCUCCCGCAGCGUGUUACAGGAAAGAAGCAUAACUUUCUGAUCUUUUUGCUACCUACGCAAUGUAAGUCUCUGCAGCCGAUGGUGACGGUGAAAGAGACCGCCAGGAUUUCGCAGAAAUGACACCAAACGCUAAACUCUCCGCCUGUUUUCCAGCGCUUGUGGCCGGUCUUUUGUUACUGGUUUCGUAUGCAGCAGGAAAUGUUGUGAUGACAGUCAGUCCAAACACUGUCAUCAGUAUCAAGAGAGUGGAUCAAACCUCCAACUGUACUGUGUGCACUAACAUUAGUGAAUGCAGCUCUCAGGCCACUUUGAAGCCACCAGCCAGCAUCUCGGUGGACUUCACCUGCCUUCAGCCGCAAAUGGUUUUCAUCGUGGAGAUCAACAGAGAGAUAGUUUGCACAGAUCAGUCCUGCCAGGGGGGCAUCGUGCAGUCAGACUCCUCCAUCUUCCCAGAAUUCAACAGGACAUUUAACUGGGACGUGAAAGCCCAGUCUGGCAAAGGGUUCCAGGUGGAUUUCUUGGGGUCAGGAAUGCGACAAAUCCUGUCCUCUGAAACGUGUCCGGACCAGCAAACUUACGCCAUCGUUAUCUACCAGCGAUCUGGGCCAGUUACCAUUGGCACCUUUUGCAAGGAUGGCCUGAUCCGUAGAGUGCAUUUGCUGUACAAGGGCCGCGUGUCCUUGAAAUUGCCUGGACCAACAGCACUGGAUCCAUCAGCCUUCGAUAUUACUGUUGGACCAGAUGUCAAAGGUCUUGCUGAAGUCUCCGUACAGUUUCCCCUUGGGUCAUCUAACGUUACGCUCUUUUCACCAAACUCUCCUCGGGGUUUCCCGAGCAGCGAUCUGGUGACGUGGAGCUUCUCUGUCCCACCGAAGCACAACUUCACUGUUGUCUUCCUGGAAAGCACAGCUCCGCAGUGUCAGACAAAGAGCGUGGAGGUGCAGUACAUGGGGCAGAAUCUGAAGCUCACCGCCGGACUCUCCGACCCACAGCCUGCCCAGAGGCAAGGCGACUUCAGGAUGUCCCUCGUUAACUGUGACGUCACUGUGGGCUCAGGACUCCUCAGUUUCCAAGUGUCUGUGUCCAGGAGAAGCAGCCCAGUGCCGUGCUUGGUGGAUCUGCAGCAAGAGAAGGAUCUCACUCUUUACAUUAAGAAGAAAGACUCCACAUACUCACCUUGUGAGAUGAAAGUGGACUCCGUCAUCCGGGAGGAGAUCACCAUGCUGUCCGGGACGCAAUUCAAUCUGUCUUUUCAAGAUUGCGGGAGUGAGGAUAUCAUGCUCACUGCCAACAAAAGCAUAGACCUGAGGGCGUGUUCGGGGCAGAAGUCGUGCACGGCGGAUGAGAUCCCGCUGCACUGUUCCUACCCCUGGGCCAGUGCCCUCCCCAUACCGCUGCAGACAAUCACCUGGAACUUGCGUUCCUUGCAAGGGGGCACCAUUGAGCUGCGGCCCCCUGCUGGUGGCUUCAAGCAGUCUCUGGCCGGACAGGAGUGUGGCGACGGGGCUCUUCCUGACAGUCAGAGAUGGCAGCCGACGUCCCGCUCGGCACCUUCUGCCCCCAGUGGACCCCUGCGAGGCGUCAAGAUGCCGGCCAAUGCCUCCAUCGUGGCCACGCGGGCCGGGGAGUAUGGGGCUGACCAGCACGACGGAGAGCCUCGUGCAUAUGUGAUCGCUGUCGUCCCUGAGAUGAACUCCCCAGCAUGGCUGGCCACCCCCGACUGGCCCGCAGGGAUGCAGCCCAACACCGCGAUGUCCUGGCUGGUGUCGCCGCCCCCCGAGCACCAGGUGGAGCUGGAGCUGGUCAACAUCAGCCAACCCCUCUGUAGGGAGGGCAGCGCUCAGGUCACGGCGCAGGUGCUGGGCUUGAAGGAGGAGGUGCUGAGCCAAGGGGAACACAGGCUGACGGCGAAGGAGACCUUCUACCUCAACGCCACCAACUGCCUGUCCACGCAAGGGGACUUCAGCAUGCGGGCCAAGGUCACCAUACAGAGGAAGAAAACCCUGUAUCUCACCAUCAUCCUUUCGGUGGUGGGAGCCGUGCUGCUGCUGUUGGCCUUGGUGGUGAUCGCGAUCUGCGUGAUGAAAAGGACGAAGAAAAAGCGCAUGUCCAUCUACAACCCCAAUGGGAACAUGUUCACUCCGGAACACACUGUGUUCCACAGCGGCCGCGAUGACAAUGAUUCCCAUAUGUUCGACUCUAUGAAGGAUUCUUACCACAAUCUGCCAGCGCAGCCCACCUCCAGGCAGAACCCUGAGCCUGCGAUGGAGACCUUUCAGCCGUUCCUGGAUCCAUCGCAGGCUGCCAUGCCCGGCAGACCACGCACACCCAUCAUUCGGCAGGACAGCUUGGCCUACACCGACCCCCGCAUGAUGGACAACGAGCUAAACACCUUCAAGAGCGACGGUGACAUGGGUCCCUUCUCCUGCUCGCUCAUGGAGCUGGAACGCGAGCCAGAUGUAUACGAGGAGGAGGAGCCUGACUCUGGGGCGGAAUUCGACUAGGUGAUUGCGGUACCAUCGCAAACCCAUCGAAGCUGGCCGGUUUCAUUCCCAUGAUUUCAUGCCAAGUGAGCGUUUUACACGCCUGCAUACUGCUGUUUCAAGAUUCUAAUGCGCGCUGCCAUCCUCUUAGGGGAACAAGGAGACUGGACUUAGUGGGCCUAGACGUGACGCUUGCAGCUGUUGUUUUACCCUCAGGCUACUUUUCCUUUGCGCUCAUCUUAAUUUCAGAACGUUUUAACGAAUCGACGAUUUCAGAGGAUUACAUGCGGCGGGUCCGUCGCGGCCCACUGUUACAGGAGAUUGAUGACUCUGGGACAGUGCCUGGUUCCCCAGCGACGCAUUUAUCUUCACAGUGGUGGUUGGAUGCCACCAUUAUUUAUCCUGUGGACAUCUUUGGUAGCUUCGAUUUAGUCUGGGCUGUUAAACUUCCCUGGAUUGCCAAGAUGCGUCAACCUGGAACUCAUGCCUUUUUUUUUUAAAAUUUCAUUAAAAUUUUAUUUUAGAUGUUAAAUGUGAUUUAAUGAGGAGUAGGUCUUUGCAUUUUCUUAUUUCUUUACGUUUUGACUGAUGUUUCAUUCCAUUUCCCUGCUCUUUCUACAGUCACCUGCUAAUUUUGUGGGUGAAGAAUCUUCCUGCUCCUUGCUCUAAGGCUCUGACAAGAGGAGUGUUUUUCAUUUCACUACCAGUAAUAAUUAGUUCUUGGAUGAAAGGAUGGGGCUUAAAUGACCUAAUGAUGGCCGUAGCCUGCUGAUUGGCUGGCUGCAUUUGCAAUUUCAUUUUUUUUGUCUCUUGGUCAGAAGUUUAUGCUUGUGAUUUUAAGAAGGCCGUUCAGGUUUUAAAACUCCAUCAUAUAAUAGACUCUUCACAGUGCCAGUGUGUUUUAAAUUUCGAGUAUCGGCUAGAUUUACUGUGAAUGCUUGGAGUCACUGAUUUAAACAUUCUUCAUUUUGCGUACCUGGGACAUGGGGGAGACGCCCCCUUCAGCCAACAUACCUACAAAACAAUUACAGCAUAAAUUUCAUCCUUCACAUAAAAAUUCUAAAAGAUACCUCAUAAUACUGAUAAAGGUUGAAAAGUUUUUUUUUUUUUUAAUUUGGAAAUUGUUUAAUUGCAUAGGUUGUUUUAUGGUGUGCAGUUUUGUGUGUAUUUAUUAAAAGGUCGUGAAUCUGUGAAAGGAUCUUAUAUUUCUAACAGAUGCGAAUAUCAUUCCUCGUGUUUCUACGUAGCCUAUAAUGAUUUUUCCACUAAUUUCCGUUCAUACAUUGACGGAAAUAGAACCAAAUGUAAUGUAACAGACUUAAACACUGACCCUGAGCUGUAAUAUUUUGUAAAAUAUGUAAACCUGAUGUCUAUCUGGUGCUAAAUUUGGAUGUGGACUUAGAACAAAGACGUCUUUUCAGACUGUGCACGGGGCCAUGGGUGUUUUCAUACGAAAAGUAUUAAAUGAAUACGUUUCUUUUUAAA
This is a messenger RNA of Brienomyrus brachyistius, 4024 nucleotides long. RefSeq names its product CUB domain-containing protein 1-like. NCBI's taxonomy places the organism in Eukaryota, Metazoa, Chordata, Actinopteri, Osteoglossiformes, Mormyridae. The record is from RefSeq and is a predicted model, not a curated record.